Molecule: messenger RNA, 726 nt
Organism: Helicoverpa zea (corn earworm)
Lineage: Eukaryota; Metazoa; Arthropoda; Insecta; Lepidoptera; Noctuidae
Exons: 3
Coding region: 90-572 (160 amino acids)
Source: RefSeq, a predicted model, not a curated record
ACAGAUAAAAUGUAUUCCUCUUGAGAUUAGUGCGAUAAAAACUGUGGCGGUAGUGGACGUAACAACGGACUAACUUUAUUAUUAGAAUUAUGUAUCAGUGUACUGCAAUGAUCGUGUUUAUUCUCGUAGUCGGACUCAUUCCUUACGCGGUUCCCGAAAGCUGUUUCUACCAGCGUUGUCUGGGCUGUCAUCCUGAGCAAGUAAUAGCACCAGGCAGGUCGGUAGAUUGCCACCCAACCAACUGGGUAUCAGCCACAUGGGUGCACAACUAUGGACAUCCUCCGCCCAGCACCGACUCCAAGAUACCUAUAGAGUACCGCUGCUUGAAGAUGGUGGCAACGCCAGAUGAUAAGACUUUUGGCAACACAGUGGAUACUCUCAGAGGCUGUAUUCCACGAGCGCAGAUAGACUCCGUCUGUCUAGGCCUACUCGCCGUCGAGAGAGCUCGUGGUCACAGCGACGCUCGUUGCUUCAUAUGCAACGGGAACGACUGCAAUUCCGUUGCAAAAACACAUCCAUUACCACUAGUUGUAUUUAUAGCAAUAUCACUACUUUAUUUCAUACUAAGGUGAAGAAUAUAAAAAAAAUGAGGGGAAAUUCAAUAAAACAAUUGUUUAAUAAACAGUUAAUUUAAUGACAUAGAUACUCAAAUAUUUUAUACAUUUUAUUGUACAGCAUUUUUUGUAAAACAUUUUGAUAAAAUUAAAACUUUAUAUAUUUUUUUAA